Tauraco erythrolophus (red-crested turaco) is the source of this 2073-nucleotide messenger RNA. The record is from RefSeq and is a predicted model, not a curated record. Lineage: Eukaryota; Metazoa; Chordata; Aves; Musophagiformes; Musophagidae.
AGAUGGAGCAAACACAUGAUGAUAUAGAUGAAAUGUUCAGCAAUUUACUUGGGGAGAUGGAUAUGCUGACCCAGAGUUUAGGAGUGGACACUGCACAGCCUCCUUCCCCCAAAGUGACCAACAAUGAAUUUAGCUUUACAGUUGGUUUUAAAGAUUUAAAUGAAUCCUUGAGUGCCCUAGAGGACAAAGACCUGGAUGCUUUAAUGGCUGAUCUUGUAGCAGACAUAAAUGAUGUUGAGCAGAGAACUUUACAAGCCCAGAAAACUUCUUCUGGCAACCAGCAAAGUGUGGUCACUCAACCUUCAACAGGCUUGGAUAGUGACAUUUAUUCGAAAUCAAGUCUUUAUGUUACCAUUACUGGACAAUUUGGGGAUGACUUGCCCCCUCCACCUCCAAACCCUGAUUUAGACCUUCCACCACCACCACCACCACCUCCUCCUGAGCCAUUGACCCAGGAAGAACAAGAGGCACAGGCUAAAGCUGACAAGAUUAAACUUGCAUUGGAGAAGCUGAAAGAAGCCAAAGUUAAAAAGCUUGUUGUCAAGGUGCACAUGUACGAUAACAGCACAAAGUCACUAAUGGUGGAUGAGCGUCAGGUGACACGGGAUGUUUUAGACAAUCUCUUUGAGAAAACCCAUUGCGACUGCAACGUGGACUGGUGUCUGUAUGAAAUGUACCCAGAGCUGCAAAUUGAAAGGUUUUUUGAAGAUCAUGAAAACGUCGUUGAAGUGUUAUCAUACUGGACUCGUGACACUGAGAAUAAGAUUCUGUUUUUGGAAAAACGUGAAAAAUAUGCUCUAUUUAAAAAUCCUCAGAAUUUCUACCUGGCAAACAAAGGGAAGAAUGAAAGCAAAGAAAUGAAUGAUAAAAACAAAGAGGCUUUACUGGAGGAAAGCUUCUGUGGGACAUCUGUCAUUGUGCCAGAGCUUGAAGGGGCCCUUUAUUUAAAAGAAGAUGGAAAAAAGUCCUGGAAGAGGCGUUAUUUUCUUCUACGAGCUUCUGGAAUUUAUUAUGUACCCAAAGGAAAAACCAAGACAUCUCAGGAUCUGACAUGCUUCAUUCAAUUUGAGAAUAUGAACGUUUAUUACGGUUCUCAACACAAAGUGAAAUAUAAGGCACCUACAGAUCACUGCUUUGUCUUAAAGCACCCUCAGAUUCAAAAGGAGUCACAAUAUAUCAAGUACUUAUGCUGCGAUGAUCAAGCAACCCUGCAUCAGUGGGUAACAGGAAUAAGAAUUGCCAAGUAUGGGAAGACGCUGUAUGAUAAUUACAAAUGUGCAGUGAAGAAAGCUGGCUUGUCCUCUCGGUGGGCAAAUCAAGGAACAGUGGAACCAGCUGCCCCUGCAGGAUCCUUAUCAGCAGGUGUUGUUCAGUCAAAUGGACAGAUACCCCAAAUUGUUCGUCCUUCCAGUGCAGAAUUUCCAGAGACUCAGAAGAAAGUGGAUACAUCAGAGGCUAAGUCGAAUGACGUCAGUGCGCCUGCUCCGGCACAGUCAGUGAUGAGGCCGCAGAGAUACCAGACUAAGAGGAACUCAAUGCUGCCACCUCCUCCACCUGAAAGACGGUCAUCUGCUAUUUCUGUUUCACCGAUUCUACCCUCCAAAGGCAAACGAGACAGCGGCAUUUUCCUAACAGAUCCAGACAGCUUUCCAGCACCACCACCUACAUUGAAGAUUGAUUUUCCAGCACCACCAUCUGAUUUCUGUGAACCUCCUCCUGAUUUUGUGCCUCCACCACCACCAGCCUUCAGCAGCGGUAAUGGAGAUCUGCCGUUACCCCCUCCACCUCCACCUGUCUCCAGUAAGCCACCACCUCCGACAAAGAAACCUGUGCCACUUCCUUCAAAAAGGCUAGAAAACACAGGACAAGAUGGAGGGCCACAGUCAGCUGGACCACCUCCGAUUGGAGGUGGAGGCAGGCAAGCAGAUUUCAUGUCCGACCUAAUGAAAGCUCUUGAGAAGAAAAGGGGCAGCAGCUCCUGAGCUCUGGGAGCAGGUGGACUUUGAGCCAUAGCUGAUUUUGUGAGGCGCCAUGGAAGGUCAUGCUGGAUCAGGCUCUCCAGGAGGAAUUCUC